AUGGCACCUCAGAACAUCUACGACAACCCUGUUUUUUUCGAGCUUUACUCCGAGUACCCUCGUGCUAAGGAAGGAGAGAAAGGAGCCUCAGAAUGGCCCGAGCUCCUGCAGAUGCUACCCCAUGACCUCAACGGCAAGAGGGUGCUGGACCUCGCGUGCGGCGAGGGCUGGUUCGCGCGGUGCAUCAACAUGCUGCGCAAGGCCGAGGGCCUGACCAAGGGGCCCAAGACCACGUCGGCGACCACGUCGGCGACCACGUCCGCGUCGGGCCUCGGCGGCUUCGUCGGCGGCGGCGGGAGGGGAGCCGAGGACGUCGACGGGCUCAUCCGGUUCACGCGCGUGGACCUCGAGACGCUGCAGCUGGCGGGCGAGACGUACGACCUGGUGUUCUGCGGACUGGCCCUGCACUACGUCAAGAACAUUGGCGGCCUGAUGCACCAGGUGCACUCGUCGCUGGUGCCGGGAGGGCUGUUCGUGUACUCGAUCGAGCACCCAUUCCUGACGGCGCCCACAUGCCCCGGGUUCAUCAGCACGCCGACGACCAACAACAACAACAACAACAUCAAGACCGGCGCGGGGUCGAGCGGCAGCGGCGAGGUGGACCAGUGGACGGUGGACAGCUACUUCGCCGAGGGUGUGCGGUCGGUGGACUGGAUCGUGGACGGGGUCAUCAAGCAGCACCGCACGCUGACGUCGUACUUCCAGGCGAUGCGCGAGGCUGGGUUCGAGGUCGAGAAGAUGGACGAGUGGGGCGCGACCAACCAGGCCGGGAGGAAGCACCCGGACUGGGUCGAGGGCGUGAUCCCCCGGUUCUUGCUGGUCAAGGCGAGGAGAAAGGGCAGGCAGGCAAGGCCGUGGGGUGGAAUUGCGAAGGUUUUUGGCUUCUCCUCCCAGUAG
Messenger RNA from Diaporthe citri, 897 nucleotides. RefSeq lists its product as uncharacterized. The transcript has 2 exons. The record is from RefSeq and is a predicted model, not a curated record. NCBI's taxonomy places the organism in Eukaryota, Fungi, Ascomycota, Sordariomycetes, Diaporthales, Diaporthaceae. Bases 1 to 897 code for a protein of 298 amino acids.